GAGACAUGGUUCAAUGCCACCACCCAUUCUCUCCCUCUAACCACUCCCUGUCCUUCAACAUUGCGACCUGCCAUAAGUGCGCCUGGCAGUGCAUCUUCCCUGCCGUCUGCCGCCGCAGAGUAACUGAAUGGUAUUGCCUGUCUUGCGCCUCAAUAACCACCGAUUAGGGUGGGAGCAGCGCUGUUAAGCCCGAGGUUGUAACACCGCAACUCGGCAUAGCCGAACGGGGUACCCCAGCAUGCGCUGGGAAUAUGACCAAGUCAUAUUACAUGUCUAUGUUAAAAGGUAGUGUCUGGCAAUUCAUUCCGACUGAGAACAUCCGCGUCAUCGCAAACCAGUAUGCAUCCCCCGUCCCCGUUCAUCCGUUCUCUGUGCCUGCGCUCAAUAGCGCUUGCGCUGCGUUCAUGCCAUGGCCCGCGCAUGGCAAACCGAUGCCCCUCUGUUCCUUUCCAUAUCACCGGAUGCCCAUCCUUCUCGACAAGCAGUGCUAGAGUCAGCGCUUACUCUGACUGGGCCUCGGCAGACGCACGCUCCGCCGCUGACGGCCUGCUGUCAAAAUGGACCUCGUCCUCGGGCCAGCCCGCGACUGUCUACACGCAUGAAAUUGGCCGUACCCAGGUCCAGCUCCUUCGCAUCACGCUUGAGGAGAUCCUCCCCCUUUCCCAAGAGCCAGCGCGGUAUCUCCAGCAGCUUCUGCGCGAACAGCCAGAGAGAGGCACACCCUUACUCCCAGCGGAGCACCUUGUCUUCUUCACUCCACGUGUGCUCAGCUCUAACCUCGGCGAGGAUGGUACCGACACAUCAUUCAACCCCUCUGGCGGUGUAUUCACGCGCCGCAUGUGGGCUGGCGGCUCUAUGGUCUGGAACCUAACCGACGGCAACAUCCUUCGAAUCGGCGACGAAGUCACCGAGACUACGUACAUCGAAAAAGUGGACAUCAAGCAAAAGCGCGGAGACAAGGAAAAUGAGAUGUUGGUCGUUUGGCUGCGGAAGGAGUUCGCCAACAAGGAUGGCCUCGCCUUGACGGAUCGAAGGAGCUGGAUCUUCCAACGUGCACUUUCGUGCACAAACCCACCGCCAACACCCCUGCCGGUCGACGUCGAUGCGGAGCGGCGGCAGCUGUUAUCGCCCUCACUGCCGCCAGCAGCAUUGGCAAGUAGGCUGCAACUCAAGCAAGCAGAGCUUUUCCGCUACUCGGCUCUCACCUUUAACGGCCACGCCAUUCACCUUGAUCCGGACUGGUGUCGCAAGAGGGAAGGACACGCUGCGGUAGUUGUGCACGGGCCGCUCAAUUUGACGCUGCUCUUGCGCAAAUGGAUGCUUGAGACAGGAAAUGUAGAAGCAGUCAAUGGCGGGGUCACCUCGGUCGAUUAUCGCGCAAAGAAACCGGUUUAUGCUGGCCAGACGUAUUGGCUGCAGAUGGAAGCUCAGAGUGGUAAGAAGGGUGAAGACGUGAUGCAAGCUGUCAGGCCAGACGGAAGCGUCAUCAUGGAGGCACGUGUAUCCGGAAGUCAUAAACAAUAGCAUGCAUUUCUUUGUCGA
Messenger RNA from Tilletiaria anomala UBC 951, 1542 nucleotides. RefSeq lists its product as uncharacterized. Gene Ontology annotation, molecular function: (3R)-hydroxyacyl-[acyl-carrier-protein] dehydratase activity. Bases 340 to 1524 code for a protein of 394 amino acids. Lineage: Eukaryota; Fungi; Basidiomycota; Exobasidiomycetes; Georgefischeriales; Tilletiariaceae. The transcript has a single exon. Gene Ontology annotation, cellular component: mitochondrion. The record is from RefSeq and is a predicted model, not a curated record.